Messenger RNA from Necator americanus (New World hookworm), 429 nucleotides. RefSeq lists its product as uncharacterized. The coding region runs from base 1 to 429 and encodes 142 amino acids. The transcript is spliced from 2 exons. The record is from RefSeq and is a predicted model, not a curated record. NCBI's taxonomy places the organism in Eukaryota, Metazoa, Nematoda, Chromadorea, Rhabditida, Ancylostomatidae.
AUGGACAGGGGCGGUGGUGUGGGCGGGACGUCAGCGAGCGAAGCUCAAGAGAGGCAGUCAGGCGCUGGUGACUUCAACCAGGAAAAGCGUCUUAGAAGGAAGCUGCGUCGUCAACUGCAACAAGACCGCGAUAACGAGUGGACGUCAAGAGCGAUGGAGUUUGAGAAGGCGUGGGAGGACACGAACCCGCGGAAAGCCUAUGCUCUACUAAAACAGUAUAGCGGCAAAAUGAAAAGAUGUUCUCCUGUCCUCAACACUGCCAAUGGAGUAGCUGUCGGUGAAGCAACCCUUCCAAUUUGGAGGGAUCACUUCAAGAUCCUGCUUAACCGGCAAGCGCCUGACCAACCGGUCCUAAACUCGAGCACGUUCAUAGAACCAGCGUAUGCGGUCAGCGAGGAAUCGCCGACCGAGUCGGAGACUUUGGUCUAG